Messenger RNA from Zootermopsis nevadensis, 2173 nucleotides. The record is from RefSeq and is a predicted model, not a curated record. Lineage: Eukaryota; Metazoa; Arthropoda; Insecta; Blattodea; Termopsidae.
CAUUAUCUGAUAAUCGGGUGUCCUGUUGGCACUUUUUAAGUUGACAGACGCGCGCACUCGCCGUACGUAAGAAUUUUCCCGUGGUGUAACGCUCGCUCCAGACAGGGCGUCGUUAACAGAAUGUGACUGUCACACUGGCAUCCUCGUCGAUGCAAACCGCACCGCAUUCUUGCGCCUUCUGUCAGGAAUUUCUUCCUCUCCCAGUGUCAUUCCAGGAGAGCCUGCCGACUCCGCCGCGGCCCUCCGCCGCUCCUCCUCCAGUCACGCGCCGUGUCUUACCUGCGGCGUCCUCAGAGGAAAAGAAAGCGGUUCCUGCCCCGGCAAGAGACGCGUCGAUCAAGACACCCGGCCGAGAAACCAGCAGACAGAAGGCCACCUCCAUUCUACAGAACACGAGAAGCCAGGUGGAACCGUGCCCUGGGAAUGCAGAAGAGAACUGCAAUGAUGACCAGCACGACUGUGCUGAGACGGCGCCAUCUGCAGCUGCAGAGGAGUCCCAUGCCGGACCAGCCCGCACCCCAUCUGAAACGCACAGCACAGGCGUGGGGUCCACAGCUCCCCGCUGCGUUUCGAAGCCGAGUGCAGACCCUGCUGAGGUCGUCGCCAUUCCAGAAGACGUGGAGCCAGAGUUCCAGACCCCUAAAGAACGAGAAUGUUGGCAGUUGUACCGCAGGAUGAUGGAGAAAGGAGUCAGCGUGUCCUACGACACUGUCCUCAGGGGGCUGCUCACACCUACCGAGUACCGCCUGAGGCGCACGUGCUAGUCGGUCAAGACAGACAGAGCAGCGCCUGACGCACUACUGCUUGGACAGAUCCUCCAGGUCCUCCAAGUCCAACCGCCACAGCUAACAAGCACACCAGUAGAUUAGUUAAGAGACAUUUUUAGUCACUCAGUCUUGAUUAUUAACGACUGCAUGUGAACCGCAGUUCAUUUAAUGUAGAAUGGGAGGAGAGGACAAUUGUGGACCGUGAACUGCAAAGGAUGCGCUGUGAAUGGGGAAAAUCACUGUCACUAUAGUCAUUGCACCGCCUGAAAUUUGAACUGAAUGUCACCCGAAUACAAGCAAGGCGUAAGUGCUGGAGGCAGAGAAUAACGAACAACGCUGAUGUAGAAACUGCUGCAGUUAUGAAGUGUCCACCUUUGAACACAAGAACGAAUUCCUUGUCAUGUCAUAUUAUGUCAAACGACCUACAGGUUAUGCAUGGCUAUUGGUAGCAGACCACAAUUUGAACGAAACCAAAGUAGGACUAUUUAUUGCUCAAGUGUCUCCAUGUGUAGCAUAGAUGCGUCUGCUGGCUGACGCGCAAAGUGAGUGCUGUGGGUGGACUUCCUCUUACGCGUGCUCAGACUCUCAUAUAAAGAUACAGGAACUGAAGUUCACUGUCUGGACGGAUGGUCAGGGUGUGGCUGCGAUACUUUUUAUAUGUAAUACACAUUUGCAAGGUUUAUCACAAUGCUCCACCACUGACAAGCGGCCUCCUGAUUUAUUACAUGCAUGUAUAUAUUGUCUUUGCACAAGUCCUCGCUACAGCUAGGGUACCAACCUGGCACACUGUACUGGGCUGAAGUGCCUCAUGCGCGACAGUGGACACUCACCUCCGUUAACUGCCGUUAAUUAUAUCCCCAAGGGUUCCUGCGUGGUUGCCUCUUUCUGCAGUUGUAUGUGCAUCUUCUGGCCAUAUCGUCCUCCUGAUGAUCAUGGGGCACAGCCUUCUGCAUGCCACUUUCUCGUCUGAUCGUUGAUGAUCUCACAGAGAACAUAACACUUGAACUUUACAAAAUUAAACUUCUUAUGCUGUUUAUGGGAAUGGACAGUUUUUUGUGAUAAUCAUGAGAAAACUACAAAUUGCACACUGUGUGGGAAAAAUAGUGAGUUAAUUAUUAUUACAGCAUUUGGUACACUGUUACUACUCGGUUUAAAGACUUCAGUCCCGUAAAAGUUAUGCGUAAAUACUAAAUUAGGGCUUUGUUUUCACUGCAGGUUUGCAUAACUGGAAGUCAGUAUCCACAGCAUUCACGCCUCUUAGGUAGUCUGAAAAGGGGUCGCACGCUGUAUGUUACAGGGGAAUGAUCCAGUACUGGAGAUUACAGUUGCCUUCCAUUAGAAAACAAAAAUUGUGAUCUAAACUAUUUCAUUGUGUCAGAUCUUAUAAAUGAACUUCCAAAUUACAA